AUGAGCGUUUGUGUCUGGCUCGGACCUGAUCAGCUUACCAUCGACAUCCCAGACCUUGUCGUUUUCUUCAUAUGGCCGGGGAAGAAGAUUAUCUUGCGAAUCUCCAUUCUCAAUUUCACAAACCCUUCCGACCUUACCGUCAUCGAUUUAGACAGACCGAGCCAAGAGAAUACCAUGUCGCCCGAGACAAGCAUCAUAUUUCACGAACUCCUCAACAUCAACACCUCCCCGUGCCUCUUGUUCAUUGGCCAAGACAAAGACAUUGGCAUAGAUACGAUCUUCAAAGAAUCCGACUCCUUAUCCUUUGCAACAUUCACACUUAAUACUGUAAUCGGUGGCAUGGAAUUCUUUGAGAGGCAUAUUGUUGAAGGGGAUGCGCUUCACUCUGAGACUCUCAAGAAAUGGUUUGCCAUCACUUCCCAGGCGCUAAAUGACCAGGAUCCAGCAACUUUUCUAUUUGAUCCCACCAUACUGCUGGUGGGCGUGAUAAAUCACAUUAGGGCCACCAUAAUCAACAAUCAUACCUUUGAUAUCCAAGGGAAAAAGUCAAUUGCGAUCCCUUUCGCUUUCAUUCGCAGUUGGUUUGACAUCCUGUUGGCUUUACUGAAAGGACCGGAGAAAGAUAUCACGGUUAGACAGCUGCUUGAUUUAGGGAGGGUUGUUAACUGA
Messenger RNA from Psilocybe cubensis, 669 nucleotides. RefSeq lists its product as uncharacterized. The record is from RefSeq and is a predicted model, not a curated record. Bases 1 to 669 code for a protein of 222 amino acids. The transcript has 3 exons. NCBI's taxonomy places the organism in Eukaryota, Fungi, Basidiomycota, Agaricomycetes, Agaricales, Agrocybaceae.